AUGCGGCGCCGUGCGGAGUCGCGCCUCGCGAAGCCUCGUAACGAGACGUCGCUACUUUGGUCGCCGCCGCCGCCGCCGCCGCCGUCGCCACUCCGCUGCCUCUACCCCCUCGCCGCUUCGGCUUGGCGUCCCGCGAGAAAAUGGCUACCUCCCCCACUGCGCAAGCUGAGCCAGGGAGGCAAAGUGGAGAAGGGCCUGGCAUCUGCGCCCGUCCCAGACAGGCCUCCGCUCAAGAAGCCGGGCUCCGAUAAGCGCUUCAAGUUGGUGGCUGUGCCCCCCUGGGAGCGACCACAGGUCACUCUGCGUCCAACAGCACUGUUGCUCGAUUGCGCUGGUGAAAACAAAAAAAACGGGUUGCUUCACUUGGGGGAUACACUCAUUGACCCAUUCCAUGCGUCCAUGGGUGAUCCCAAUCCGAAAGAAUAUUUGCACAAGCUAGGAUUUGAAUUAAAGGGGUCAUUCAGCCAGUAUUUGCUGGUCAAUCGGAGAGAGAACAAACGUGAAGUGCGCUUCAAAAUCAUGUCGCAGUUCAAGCAACGUUUGGAUAUGUCAGCAAGUGAGACUAUAUUUCAAGCAGAUUUUGAUGAACGAAAGAAUACUCCAAGAAGACUUGAUGAUCCUCUGCCUUCCGGCGACAUGGGAAACAAGCAACCGGCGCAGGGCCAGUCGGAGGAGGAAGAGGAGGCGGUGCGAGCCACCGUCGCCACCGUCAGCUCCCGCGCCCCGGCCGCCGCGGCCGCCGCCGCUGCCGCCACGGCCUCCGCCGCCGCAGCCGCUGCUGCGGCCGGGCCCGGCUACCUCGACCAGAACGGAGAAGAGGGAGAGGACGAGGUGGAGCUGCCGCCGCCCAUGAAGCCCAUCACGGAGCCCAUCCUCGUGGCCGGCAACGCCGCCAACGAUGACAGCCAGGGCAAGAGGUCAUCGAGUCUCUCUCUCAAGGCUCUGGAAGGCGCCACAUCCGCUGACUUAGCAGAAAUAGAGCAAAUCGUCAAAGAGCGAAUGGAACAACACACUGAAAACCAGGAGCGUAAUAGCUUGCGGAAUCGUGAUUCCAAGCUGUCCAAUGAAUUUACUUCUGAUGGUGAAGUGAGCACGAACACUGCAAGUGAUGGGUUGCGGCCCUCAGAUGAAGAUUCGACAAGUGCUGCUGGCCAUGAAGUUGUGGACAAGGGAGGGGGGAGCUCUGCCAGCCAGGGUGAGGGGGAGGCCCCACUUGAAGACGCCAGUGGAGUGACUAGUGAGCCUGCUGCUACAUUCCCAGCCGCUUCGAGCAUCCCCAGUGAUCCAGCUGCUGCUGCCCUGCAUAAGCGGGAGUAUGUGAUUAGAGAGCUGGUGGAGACAGAGCGAGACUAUGUGCGUGACCUGCAGUAUGUCACUGAAGGUUACAUGACACUUAUGAGAAACCCAGAGUGUGAAAUUCCAAUGCCAGAAGAUCUGCGGGGAGGAAAAGAUAAAAUGGUGUUUGGAAACAUAGAAGCAAUUUAUGAAUGGCAUAGGGACUCAUUUCUGAAAUCUUUAGAAAGGUGCAUUGAACAUCCUGAAGAGUUGGGCAAUCUUUUCAAAAAAUACGAACGUAAACUACAUAUGUAUGUAGUGUAUUGUCAGAACAAACCCGUGUCUGAAUACAUUGUCUCGGAGUACAUUGACACUUACUUUGCGGAAUUACGUCAAAUCCUUGGCCAUAAGUUACAAUUGUGUGAUCUCCUAAUAAAACCUGUGCAACGUAUAAUGAAGUAUCAAUUAAUGCUCCGUGAUAUUUAUAAAUAUACUGAAAGAGCUGACUUAAAAGGAGAAGUGGAGUCUCUUCGUCAAGCUUUACAAGUCAUGCAAGUAGUUCCCAAAGCAGCAAAUGACAUGAUGGAUGUUGGAAGACUUCAAGGUUUUGAUGGUAAAAUAACUGCUCAAGGCAAAUUACUUUUGCAUGGACCAUUGGUCUGUUGUGAUGGUAAUUCUCCAUUUGGCGUCAAACCCAAAGAACAUCAAGUCUUCUUGUUUGAACAAAAUAUAAUCUUCAGUGAAGCAGUUGGUAAAAAGACGCAAUUCACCAAUCCUGUUUACAUUUAUAAAGCUCAUAUCCAGGUGAACAAGAUGAAUUUGGUCGAGUCAACAGAAGAGAGUGAUCCAUGCAAGUUUGUCAUCAAGUCAACUGAUCCACGAAAGCCAAAUGUUUCCUACACAUGCCAAGCUUCAUCCAAAGAAAGUUGUGAAGAAUGGGUUUCUACAAUACAAAAUAUUUUACAGUCUCAAAAUGACUUCCUCAAGGCUAUUCAGUAUCCAAUACAAUAUCAGAAGGAAUUAACAAAAGAGGUCUCAGCACCUGAGUACAGCUCGGUGUGGAGUCCUUCACUUCGGAAGACUCUGUCGCACCCCAACACUCAAUCUUCGCACUCAGCUGAAAAAGCAAAUGGAAGAGCCUAUAAGCACCUUGAGAAAGCUAGCACCAUUCCUUGUUCUGGCACUGCUGUUGCUUCCUUGCUUCCCAAUGCUUUCCCAGUGCUUAACAACAAAGCUGACAGUAGCCCUGGGUCAAGUUCUUCUGUUGAUACCAACUUGGUACUAGAGAAGCCUCGCAUUCGCACCCAGAGUCCUACCAAAAAACUCAACUUCCUGGAAGGAUUCCGUAAUACCCUAAGGUCUCGUACUAAAAGUGAGGUGCCUUAUUGUGGUGAAUAUGAUUGGAGUGGAACAAAGACUCCUAAUCCUGUGAUAAGUGGAUGCGACGAUAAGAAUUUGACGCGAAGAUGGUCUGAAACGAGUUCUCCCAAUGUGGUAAGGCAACGCUUGAACCAGUGAGUGCAGUUAACAUUGCUCCACUGGCAUUUUCACACAACUAACAAAAAUACUAUGUAGACAAAGAAUUUACAUAUUUAACACUUCUGAAAUCAGAAAUGAUAGCGCAUGUUGUUUUCUUUGUUUCAAUCUUAAUCUUCAAAAAAUCUAGUGGAUUGUUUAACAAUUUCUUGUGGAUACUGGUACUCUGCUUGCUCCUCUUUUGUAUAUUAUCUCAAUAAAAAGUAUGUAUAUUCUGCUAUUGAAAAGGUACACAAAAAAUGUUUUCUUCACUUGUUAAAUAACUAUAUAUUUCAUUAACAUCCACACAACUAACAAUGUAAGAAAAUGCACGAAAAUAACCAUAUGUGAAAUGACAACAUUUUCUCAUCGAUUGUGGCCAUGACUUUUGUGUCAAGUUUAUUGCUUUCUGACAUGGAAUAGUGAACACUUUGGGAAUGGUGCCUUGCUACUGCCUGUGGAAGAGGGUAAGGUUUACCUCUUUUCUUCUUGCUAACUAGAAAAUGAAUUAUGAUAGUUUUCAUUCAUAACAUUAGUAUUAGUUUAUCAAAAAAAUCAGGAAUAGGCCAUUUCAUCAAAUAUCUUUCAGUAAAUGAUAAUUUGACGUAAUAAAAAUUCUUCUUUGCAAAUGAUUUAAGUAGUGCUUUCUUUUUUGAAGCUAUGUAACAAAGGCUAGUUUACUCAGAAAUGCCUCACAAGAUAAGUUCUACAUCUUUACAAAUACACAUUGUUUAUCUUAUUAAUUACAUUAAUAAUUUUAAAUUCAGUAAAUGAAUACUAUGUGAGUAAAAACAUGCUUUUAUUGUCUGUGACAAAAAAGGUUACCAUGAAUUUAUUUAAUUAAUUAAUUAAUUUAUCAUUCAGCCCUUGGCCUAAAAGGCAAUGACUGUUUACGACUGACAAUGGCUGACUAGGUUAAAGGAGGAUUACUUCAUUGUAUGUUCAAUGCCAGUUCAUGGUUAUGUAGAAUGUUGUUACAAAUGAACGUAACAGAGAAAAAAGAAAGAAAAAAUCAACAAUGAACAAUAUUCCGGCAAUAUCAUUGCAGCAUUUUAUUCUUUUUUACUGAAUACUAAUGAAAUACUUUAGUCACAUGAUUUACAAGUGCUUCAAGUCAAGAGUUAACUUUUGAGAAAAGUGUACCCACUUCCGAUGAAAAGUAUGGGGGUUUGAUGUAUUUCACAAAGUACAUCAAACUUUUUUACCAAAAAUGUCACUUAGAGAAGAUAGAAUUCAGAAUAAAAAAAUCAAAUAACUUUUAAUUUGAAAAUGUUACCAUAAUGUGUUUUAGUUGUAAGCCAAUGAGUUGUGUUUUUUGGUAACUUGUUUGAGUAUAAAUUUCCUUUCUUUCACAAUAUAAUAGCUUGUUAUUCUGCAUGGGUGAUGACUAUAGAGUUCAAGAAAAAGUUAAAUGAAUAAACAUUUAACUUAUUUAAUCUUUUAAUGUAAAACUGUUACCCAAAAAACAAUUUUUUGUCUAUAAAUGAAGUCCAAAUCCAGAGUGGCAAAAUUGUUAAAUCUACAGACAGAAAAGAAAAUAAUAAUUGAAUAAACAUUCACAAUUUUUCUAAGGAAAUCUAACUGUAUAAUAAACUCAUGUAUCUACAAUUUUCACCCACUUCUCUGCAAAAUACUUCACAGAAUUUGGGAGCAUCAUCAAGGAAGUGUUUCUCUUCAUCUUGACCUAAAGAUGGAGAUGGUAGGUGGAAAAGGGAAUAAGAAUUGCAGAUUAGUUAAUAUGAUUAACUUAUCUACAUUUUAUAUAAUUUUUAUUUACAUUUGCAAUCACAUAAAUAACAUCAUAAACAAGAUAUCUAUAAUAUACGUUUAUCUUUUAAAAAUUAAAAUUGAUUCCAUUUGAUCUCUAAUCAAUAAUUUGUGUAUAUUUUUUAAAUCAAGAAGAGCCAAAUACACUAAAUACUAUUUCUUCAAGAUUCUAUCCUAUUCCUAUCCUAAAAGUAAUGAAAAGAAAAGUAAAUCUUUGUAAUAUGGUGUGCGCUUUUCAUCACAAAUGUACCAAAUUAAUAACUACAUUCAAAUUAUAUAAACAAAUAGAUAUCAGAUUUGUGCAAUAAUACAUUUCUAGAAAAUGACUUCUGAAUAAUUUGUGUCAUUUUUAAUAUGUUAAUUAUCUUGAUUUGACUCACUUCUGAGUAAACAAGCCACCUAUGAAUUUAGGAUUGUAAAUUUUUGUUUUAUUAAAUAAUUUAUUGCAUAUCAAAUAAAUAAUUUAUUUUUAUAAAAUACUAGUAUGGUUGUGCUUCAUUCAAAAUAUGUAUAGUAUGUUUCCAAUACAUUAUAUUCAACAGAAAUUUGUAAACUUGUGUAUAGUACUUAACUGAUAUUUCUUUAAGAUUUUAUUUUUUUCUUUCAUAUGUAGAUUGAACCUUCAUCACCACCUGUGAUUCCUGCUGGAAGUAUUGUGAAAGUGAUUGCUGAUUUUCAUGCACUCCGAAGUGAUGAACUUGCAGUGAAUAAGGGAGAAACUGUGCAAGUGAUAGCCUUCAGUUCAGAAAGAGGUUAUCUUGUGCGACUACAGGGGGAUAGUAAGGAGACUGUAGAGGAAGGUUGGAUUCCAGUCCAUAAUUUAUCUCAGGAAGUGACAGGUAGUGCUGUUGUUCCUCGUAAACCAUGGUCAUUCCGAUUCCGAAAGCCUAGCUUCAGUAGUGGUAGUAGACGGGGAGAAAGGCGUUCAUUUGAUGGUGGUCUUAAUACAUCCUUCGGCAGCCCCCACAAAUUAUCACCAGAUAUUGGGGCUGGACUAAUCCCAGAAUACCCAGUGUCCCCACCUGAAUUUCUGGAGAGACUUUAUGAUACUAGUGUACCUUGUGGAGGACGAGCUGAACUGCGAUGUAGAGUGCACUGCAGUGAAGCAAGUGAUAUGAACAUUAUGUGGAGGAAAUCAACUGGAACAAACAGAAGAGGAACUGACACAGGAAGUUUGAUCAUUAUUCGAACUGGUGGAAGAUUCAAUGCUGGCCUUGGUGAUGAAGGAAUUGCUUACCUGAACAUUGAUAAUUGUCAAAUGUCUGAUUCAGGAGAAUAUUCUUGCACAGCUUCUAAUGAUUCUGGAAGUGUAUGUACGUCAUGCAUCCUUACCAUCACAGGUCCUGGUUACAAUGCUCCAAGUCAGCCUAGAGUGCAAGUGAUGGCUGGUAACAGUGUGCUUCUUCAUUGGGAAGGAGAAGCAUGUGGCCAUUAUUUAGUAGAGUGCUGUCGACAUCGUACUGGAGAAUGGCUUCCCGUGGGUGAUGGUGCUACCAUUUGUGGUCUUUCAUUUGUAGUGGAUGGACUUACACCUGGAGAAACAUAUAGUUUUCGAGUGUUAGCACCUCUUCAUGGAGGAACCAAAAUUGCUGGUUUGCCAUCACUUCCUGUUGCUAUACCUCCAGUGGACUCUGGCCGUUGGCAGCAAGAACAAUUCCAAAGACGAUAUCAAGAACUUGAAGAAAUCGGUCAUGGGCGAUUUUCUACAGUACGAAAAGCACGAGACCGAGGUACUUUACAAGAAGUUGCUGUAAAACAAGUGUCAUGUAAGCGACAGUCCCAUGAAGUGACACAAGCUGAAUAUGCUCUUCUGGCUCGACUCUUGCAUUGUAAUAUUGUUCGAGCAUUGGCUUUAUUUGAAAAUGCUCCCGAUCCUGGUGUUGACUCCAUUGUAAUGGAACUGGUGAAUGGACCAUUGCUAUUUUCAUACAUGUGCAGGCAAGAAGAGUAUAGUGAAGCAACUGUUUGCCAUUUCACUUGUCAAUUAGUGUCAGCAUUGGCAACAUUGCACCAGCAGAAAAUUGCUCAUUUGGAUAUAAAGCCUGAAAACAUAAUGGUUGAUUUAUCUAGCCACAGCCCUGUUUUAAAAUUAGUCGAUUUUGGAGAUGCAGUGGGUCAAAGAGAUUUUGAAGUCUUACCACCUGCCAACUUAGAAUUUGCUGCACCUGAAAUGGUUUUAGGUCAGCCAGUUAUGUGCCAAACUGAUAUGUGGAGUGUUGGAGUAUUCCUUUAUGUAUUUCUCAGUGGGUUAUCUCCUUUUUUGGAUGAUUCAAUGGAAGAGACAACUACCAACAUUCUCAAAUGUGAUUUCUGUUUUCCUGAAGAAUAUUUUGCACAAAUAUCGAAUGAAGGAAAAGAUUUAAUUGGCCAGUUGCUUGUUUCCAGUGCAUCACAACGAACAAGCCCUCAUGAUUUUCUGGAAUCAUCUUGGUGUAAUGAUGUGGAGAAAGCAUGUUCCAUUCCAUCAGUACGAUUAUUGUCAUUCAUGGAAAGGAGGCAAUCCCUAGCUCGACCUGUAUAUCCUGGCUCAAGACCUCAAGCUGAGAGUUGAGAUUUAAGAAGAGAUGUUUGUGUCAUAUAUUUUAAAUGCUUGAGAAAGGUUUUCAAUAAAAUUGCGCAGCUAUUUUUGAGACAUUUAAAUAAUUGUUACCAUUGUAUUCAGUAGAUUUGUUAGACAGAAUGUAUGUGCUUUUGUAUGUAAUAAGGUUGAAUGGAAAUUCAUUAAUUGGAAAACUGCAGGAUCCAUGAUGACUUCUGCUGACAUGUUACAACUGUGUAUAAGAGUUUGUGUGAAGUAAACACAAAAGAUAAGGGAAAAUUUGUGAUAUGCUGAGAGAUUGUGCAUUACAAUGGCAUCUUCAGCUGUUUCUACCAAAACUUGCAUUUGCUCCCUCCAUCAGUCAUUAGAUCAGUAAAUGAUGUAUUUCGACUGAAACAUAAUAUAUAUUAGGUUACUUUAAUAAUUAGUCACUAUCUGUUUCAUUUUUACGAAUAUCAGAUUUACAUUCAUUGUGCUUUGCUCGUGAAGCAAUAUCACAAGUGCAGAAUUUAUAACUAUAUAUGUUAAUAUUAAUAGAAAAUUGUAUUUUAAGAUGUGUUGUACAUUAUGAGAAGUUAGAGUACCAUUUAAAUGACGAUAUAAAUGCAUGUUCCAAAAGAUUCAUUAUUUUGUCCUAGCAAUAACAUUUAAAAUAUGUUAAAAUGAGACUUAUGAAAUACAGCUCCUGUGAAAAUAUUUUGUAAUUGUCAUUAGUUGUAUUCAUGAUCUUUGUAAUCUGCUGUAAAUAUUAAAUAUUAAUGUUAUACAAUAGCAUUUUUAAUUAAUUACUUUGUUCAUGACAUAUUGAACAAAUAUGAUAAAUGUCAUGAUAUACUGAAGGAGUGCUGCGAGACUUAUUCUUCUUGCUGAACCUGCUUUUUCUG
Gryllus bimaculatus (two-spotted cricket) is the source of this 7980-nucleotide messenger RNA. NCBI's taxonomy places the organism in Eukaryota, Metazoa, Arthropoda, Insecta, Orthoptera, Gryllidae. The record is from the annotation of a GenBank genome assembly.